Molecule: messenger RNA, 4103 nt
Organism: Neoarius graeffei (lesser salmon catfish)
Lineage: Eukaryota; Metazoa; Chordata; Actinopteri; Siluriformes; Ariidae
Gene: emilin2a
Product: elastin microfibril interfacer 2a
Exons: 9
Coding region: 113-3319 (1068 amino acids)
Molecular function (GO): protein binding
Source: RefSeq, a predicted model, not a curated record
UUUCCUCUCAAACUUGUGAAGUUGCUUGGACUCUCCUUCUUUCUGUCUGUAGGCUUUGGGAAGGCUAGAUUCAGCCAGACCCUAGUCACUCUUUUAAUUGUCAGGACUUACAAUGAGUGUUAUUAAGUCUCCUCUGAGUAGUUUGUGGUUGGCUGGGCUGCUUUUGGGAAGCAUGUCUUUGAGUCUCCAGUACAACGCGCACAGGCUCAGAAACAAAAACUGGUGUGCAUUUAUCGUGCAAAAGAACGUGAGCUGCGCAGUGCGCGCGGACAUUCCUGCAGUGGUUCAAGCUGAAGCUGCGCCCUGCCCUCCACACCAACCCGACUGUGAGCCAGCAGUGAUGUAUCAGACGCAUUUUCAACCCAGUUACAGGAUUUCCUAUAAGACCAUUACUGAACUGGAGUGGAGGUGCUGUCCAGGGUAUCAAGGUCCAGACUGCAAAGAACUAAAAGGCUCCCUAAAUCGACAGACAUUACUUAAACCUCAACCAAAGCCACAUCCUCAGUCCUAUACUGGAUACACGCAAAAUUCACGAAGGCCAGAGAGACUGGAGACAGUGCAGUACAACAGCUAUGAGGUUGAGAAAACUCGUCAACUGGAGGAAGAAGUGCAGCGUCUCUCUCAGACUGUGUUGGACCUCCAGGCAGCUAUGACUAGCAUGAGUGCAAACCUACGUACUGAUUUACAAGAGGACACCAGCAAAAUGCUCAUUACUCUCCUCAGCAACAUGCAUGUGCAAGACAGCGCAAAAACAGGAGGCACAGAGGAAAGCUUGGUGCAUCUGGAUGGACACCAGGCCACAAGGGGACUGGAGGAGAGGGGCAUGGAAAAAGUGCUGGCCAGGCUUAAUGAUGUGACAGAUGCUCUGAAAAGCAAGGAUGAGGCAAUUGAGGAGCUGCGGGAAGCUGUGACUGAACACAGUGGCCAGAUCAGAAUGCUAAUGGAUGCUUCUCAGGGACCAACAGUUACUGCUGGUGCCUCCUCGGACAUCGAUAUCCUUCAGUCCUACAUCGAUACGAAGUUUGAGAAAUUAAAGAAGGAGCUGGUUGUGGACAUGAAGGAUGAGAUAGCAAAACUGAAGAGUGCAUGUGAUGAUAGGAUAUUAUCUUUUCAGAAGACCUAUAAAGAAGGAUGGAAGAGAAGUUAUGACAACCUGACAAAUCUACUGGACAGCCAAGAGGCUGAGCUCAGGAAGGAGAUACGUGAACUACGUCUGGAUAUGGCUAUGUCUGAUGGGCUGGUGCGCACUCACAGGCAAACAGCUCCAUUUCAAGAGGAUGACCGUGAUCUACGAAAUACUCUUCAGCGUCUGGUGGAUGCUCAUAAUGUCUUAAAUGCCCGUAUGGACAACGAACUGGGACAUCUGUCCAUGCUACAGCUGGAAGAUGUAUUUGGCCCUCGCAUGGAUGAGCUUGAAGCCAGGAUGAAUGUGACCGAGAAGAAUGCAGAAACCUACUGCUUCUAUGUGGAUGACAAGUUAACCAAGGCUCUAGACAAACAGAUAGCAAAGAUGAGGGAGCUCUUGGAUAACAGACUGAAUUCUAUGGAGGACCAGUUUACAACCAUGCUGAUUGAGAUGAGUAACGCCUCCUUCCCAGGGAUGUUCAGCGAGUCUGUUGAUGCUCUGCAAAUUCAGGUUAAUGCAAACAAUUAUGCAAUUCAGGGACUGGAAGACAAAUUGAAUGCUAUUGAGCGCAUAUGUGCCACUGAAUGCAAGUCAAGCCCAUCCACUGAUUCUCAGCACCUAGGCAGUCUGGAGAGUAUUACAAAGGACAUGAGGCACUGUAGAAAUCAACUGGAUGUCCUGAGCACCAAUGCUGAAAACAAUGCUGUGAAGCUUGUAGAAUUAGGGAACGUAGUUGAUCGUCUGCAGCUUGAGAAUCAGCUGAACCGUCUUAGCACGCAGGAUGUUCAUGACAAGCUGAAGCCUCUAAUGGAUAAUGUGAGCGGUCUGACUGGAGCUGUGACAGGGUUAGGAGAUGUCAUGAGCAAGUUUAGCCAAGAUCUUCAGACCCUGAACUCUAGUUGUUGCCGAAAAGCGCAGAUAGAACAGAUUCAUAUACCAUCAACAGUACCACCUCUGUCCCAUGAGGCAAGCAAACCAAGCCACAGUCAGGUGGAGGAGCUCAGCAACAGACUAGAUAAUCUGAGAUCCCAGGUGACUGCAGAGUUGACCCUUUGUAAGGAGAGGGCAGCAGGUAUUGCUGAAGGCGUCUCUGCAGUAGGCAGCAGGAUCACUACACUAGAAGAGUUGUGUGGGAAGGUAAAUGAUGAGAGAAAUCAAGUUCAGGCUAUGAAAGAGGGUCUGGAGAGAAACUUGGCUCAAAUGAACUCCACACUACAGAAACACUCCAGGGGGAUCAGCAAUCUUCAGACAACCCUGCAAAAUGUUCAGACCACAAAACAGCAAGGCAUGCCAGUGAAGCAGGAGAAACCCAGUACUUUCCCUGAUUCUAGGACUUUAUUCCCACUAAGGACAUACAUUCCCCAGAUCCACAUUCCUGUGCUGAUACCCCAUAGGACAGUGCCUGUUACUUCCCGUCCAUUUGUACGCCCGCCGUAUGCCAAGCCCUCAAACCCGCGCCAGCCUUAUGCCCCUCUGAAGCCUUCAAGGUCAUACCAACAGCCUAAUCAACCAGUUGUGUUGACUGGAGUGGCUGGACCACCUGGAUACGCACAGAGAGUCCCUACUCGACAGGAGCGUGGAUCCCAGGAGUUAGGCAAAUCCAUUAAUGGAUUCGCAGGUGCACCAGGCCAUCCUCCAGUAAAUCCAGUGGCAUAUAAACCCCAUCCGAUUGCAGCUUCCCAAGUGUUAUGGAAUCCUGCACAACGGGUUAUUGCAACACCAGUGUCCUCUGAGAGAAACGUGUUUGCAGAGCCUCUCUCGUUUUCAGCUGGUCUCACGCAUCAGGCAUUUUUGGGAGACUUUGGCAUCAUUCAUUUUAAUAAAGUGCUAGUUAAUGAUGGAGGACACUACAAUCCCCAAACAGGAAUCUUCACUGUGCCUGUGAACGGUCGUUAUUUAAUCUCAGCCGUGCUGACAGCUCCUCGGCACGAGCGUCUCGAAGCUGUACUCUCCGUCUCGGAGCGCAGUGUGCAGAAGCUAGAUUCAGCAGGUUAUGAAGGAAACAACGGGCAGCUCGCAUCAAGGCCUUGUCAGUGUGGAAGUUCUGUCUCAUUCAGCCUCGUCCUCUCACUGCACGCAGGAGAUCGAGUUGCAUUAGUGCGCACAGCUGGCACGCUUGCCAUCUCCGAGGCCAAAGAGAUUCUCUCCACUUUUAGUGGUGUCUUCCUCUACUCCACUCAGGUUCACAGAUAACAUCCAGCAAAAAAAAAAAAACGACACCCUGCAGAGGACUGCCUGACUGUGCAGCUCUCAACAAUUACAUGGCAGCCUGUGGCGAGCCAGACAACACUGCAAGGAAAUCACUGCUUGGCUUUGGCUUUAACUUAAGAAACUACGGGGGGGAAUGGUUGUACCAUGGAAAGCAGUGCACAGAGAUAUUUACUCAUACUCCACAUAUUUUCAUUGCCUAAUGUAUCUACUUGCAUUUCACCAUUUAAUAUAAAAUGGUGGUUUAUCAUGAGCGACUUUAAUCUACUGACCCGAUUGUAUACAAUCAUUUUAUUACAAAUUAUUAAGCAGUAUUAUAAAUGCCUUCAUUUUGCUAUGUAUAAUGAAUAAAACAGGGUGUGUUACAGGGCAAUAAUAAAUGACUAGGUGCCAUGAUGUUAUUACUGUCCUGAAGACAGCACCUACCAAAGUGUUUUAUUCCUUUUAUACCACAGAAAUUAACCAAAGAUUGCAAUUUUUAUUUAUUAAUGAAAAUGCCAUGCAUUCAACAAUUUCUCAUUACCAUUAAUGUUAUGCAAUGUCUACCAAACACGUUAGAUCCUGUUAACACUCCACGUAUAACAGUCUUUUCCUCACCAGUGUCUUUUUUUUUUUCCACCCCCCUCUCUCUCCUGAAGAAAAUAAUGCAGCUUGUCAUGUUACCAAGAGACUGCAAAGAUACUCCCAUCUCAGAAAAUGUAGCUACAACUUUACCUCUGGAAACUCCUUCCAGAAAUGUUAAAUAAAUGUCUCCUCACUGAAAAUCUUA